AGGGCGGUGCGGCGGCGCCGGGAGGCGGCUGGUGCGUCGGUCGCGUGGGUCCCUCCGAGGAGGGCCCCAGAAUCCCCGGCCAUGGCCUCCCUGCUCGCCAAGGACGCCUACCUGCAGGGCCUGGCCAGGAAAAUCUGCUCCCGGCCCAGCCCGGAGCCGCAGAAACGCAAGUCCGGCAGCAAAACUCGAGGAUCAGAAGCUUCUGGGCCUCCAAAAAAGAAGAGGAAGAAGGCACAGAAGAAAACCCGGGAGAGGGAGAAGCCUGUGGAGCCAAAGGCCCAGCCUCUAGGGGAGGAGUCUCCGGCUGCAGCCGAGGAGGCAGAGGCCUUCACCUCCACGGGGUCCCCUGCAGGGGGCGAUGCGGGGCAGGGCCAGCCGAGAUCAGAUGGCAGGGUCACAGAGCCCGACUCUUUGUUUGCCCUGGAUGUUCUGCGGCAGCGGCUGCAUGAAAAAAUCCAGGAGGCCCGGGGCCAGGGCGGCACCGCCCAGCUGUCUCCCGCGACUCUGGAGAAAAGACGCCGGAGGAAGCAGGAGCGGGAACGCAAGAAGAGGAAGCGGAAGGAACUGAGAGCAAAGGAAAAGGCAGCAAAGGCUGCGGAGGCGGGUGAGCCGCCCCAGCAGCCACCCCACGAGGCGGCCCAAGAGCAGGCGCGGCCGGGGCUGCUCUUCAACAAGGUGGAGGUGACCGAGGAGGAGCCGGCCAGCAAGGCCCAGCGCCGCAAGGAGAAGCGGCAGAAGCUGAAGGGGAACCUGACGCCGCUGACGGGGAAGAACUACCGGCAGCUGCUGGAGCGCCUGCAGGCGCGGCGGGACCGGCUGGACGAGCUGCGGGGCCAGGACGCGGGGAAGGCGCGGGAGCUGGAGGCCAAGAUGCAGUGGACCAACGUGCUGUACAAGGCGGAGGGCGUGCGGAUCCGCGACGACGAGCGCCUGCUGCAGGAGGCCCUGAAGCGCAAGGAGAAGCGGCGGGCGCAGCGCAUGCGCAAGUGGGAGAAGCGCACGGCCCACGUGGUGGAGAAGAUGCAGCGGCGGCAGGACAAGCGGCGGCAGAACCUGCGCAGGAAGAAGGCGGCGCGGGCCGAGCGGCGCCUGGACAGGGCGCGCCGGAAGGGCCGCAUCCUGCCCGGGGACCUGGAGCGGGCCGGCCUGGCGUGAGCGCCCCGUCGGACCCCAGCACGGGGUGGCCGCAUCCGGGUUCCGGCCUUCCCUUGGGAGGCCAGAAAGCUCCCCGAAAGUUUGCAGGGUGCGGGCGAGGGAGCGGUGUGGAGGGCAUGGAGGGUGCCGGGGGCACCUCCCUGGCGCCUUCUUCCCCUCCCGUGUUCACGAGCAGGGAGGGAAUGGCCUUCGGGGCUGCCUGGGUCAGCGCAGCACUUACCCGGAAGGGAGGGAACUUGAACCCCUGAAGCCCGAGCCAGAGGUGGAAGCGGCCUCAGGUGACUGGCAGAAGGUAGAGCUGACCUCGGGUGUGGCUGGAAGGGAGUUUUCUGGAGUUUAUGUGUAAGUAAGAGUAGCAAAAACGGUCACUUAGGUGAACACACACAUCAGAGGUCUCCGGGUCGCCGCCGGAAGAGGGCACAGUGUGUGUGAGGCUGGCGGGGGGGGGGG
Molecule: messenger RNA, 1605 nt
Organism: Suricata suricatta (meerkat)
Lineage: Eukaryota; Metazoa; Chordata; Mammalia; Carnivora; Herpestidae
Gene: SURF6
Product: surfeit 6
Exons: 5
Coding region: 82-1155 (357 amino acids)
Biological process (GO): ribosomal large subunit biogenesis; ribosomal small subunit biogenesis
Cellular component (GO): nucleolus
Molecular function (GO): RNA binding; DNA binding
Source: RefSeq, a predicted model, not a curated record